Messenger RNA from Durusdinium trenchii, 1913 nucleotides. The record is from the annotation of a GenBank genome assembly. NCBI's taxonomy places the organism in Eukaryota, Dinophyceae, Suessiales, Symbiodiniaceae.
UAAAAGGCGACACCGAACUUCAGCGUUUGGCUCAACCGACGAACGUCAGCGGUGCCAAAGUGUGCCAUGCGACUGUUCAAAGCGCUCGUGGUGGCGCUUCUGCUUGGCCUUUGCGGCAAUAGCGCCAGUGCUUCGGAGUUGGAGCAUGAAGGCACGAACUCAGGUGGUUUUCAAGAGGAGGGUGGCCUAGAAGAGAUAGAAGAGAUUAUUGGAGAAGACGAGGAAGAGGAGUUUACACGAGAGGAUGUCACCUGCGGCUUUAUGAUGAUGGGGAUGUUCUUUUUCAUCAUGGUAAUAUUCUAUUUUGUCAACUACCCGGACGACGACAUCAAGCGUUAUUCCUGGAGCAACAUCAGCACGACCAUCUCCAUUUUCUGUGCGAUUCUCAUCUUCAGUGCUGCAGAUGAAGUGAUCGUGGUGUUUGUCAUCAGUCCAGUGCUUGGGGAAUUCCCCAAAGGCUGGAGACAAGUUGCGCGUGUGGCUGCUGGAUACGUCAUUUUCAUCGCUUGGCUGGCGGUGGCCGAGGUGAUGAUCGCCUAUUUCGCCAAAGCAUUCUGCGUCAGUUCCAGACCUGACGGCCGAAUGGCUUGGGUGGUCCACGACUCCAUCCGUGGAGACCAUGGCGUUCCCCUGCAGGACCUGGACAGCCGAGCAACAGCCACAGUGCUUCCCGGUACCCGAGAGAAGAGCAUCGCCAAGAUUGGUCAGUUGGAAGUCUUUGUGACCAUGGAGGACCUGGAGAAAGAGGCUGCUCAGAGGCGGACGAAGUCUUGGUCCAUGCUGUAUGCACACAUGGCAGGAUUCGCAAUGAUUUCUGCGGGCGGAGAUUUGCAACACUCCGACUUCUUUCGGGACGAUUGGCCCAACAGUUUACUUGCAGUGUUGUUGAACGUGCUCUUCUUGCUGUUGGUUUUCUGGGUCUCGGCUCGGCUGCGGCCACGGGGCGACGAAAGUGAUAUGGAGUCCGACGAUGAGGGCCCAGUUGAAAUGUGGAAUGAGAACGCAAUUGAAUCUGAGGACGAGCUCUUUUGCUUGUCCAUCUCUUUCUUGCUGGUGCAGGCCCUAAGAUUCCAAGCAAGCGGCGUUCUUUCUACCAAGGCUGGCUUGGAGCCUGGUGAGAACUUUGGGACUAUGGCGAUCCUCACGGUCUACGGGGAAGCCUUGCUCUUCGUGGUUGCCACGGUGGUGGUGGUCUUCAGCGGGAGGACAGGCCGCUUGGCCGACCUCCUCCGAGGGGCGUUGUCCAUGGCCUUCGCCUGGUGUUUGCUCUUCGCCUCCCGAUGGAUGUUCGAGUCCUGGCCUUUGCUGGUGAAGUUGAAUUGCCCUCCCAAGAGCAUCCCAGGUCGAUUGAUUCUCUCCCUUUUCCUCUCAAGCUUUGCCUUUGCGGUGAUCAUUGUCCUCGACCAGAUCGAGGAUGCUGCCAGCAACGAAGACCGGCGUGUCACCCACAAGAUUGUGAAAAAUGUCGUGACUGGCUUGAGCAUUUUGGUGGGUUUCACGUGGGAGACCACCAUGGACGGAUGUGCCGAAGCAGUCUUCUCCACCAUUCACGAGAACGAGAGGGCGCGAUUGGUCUCAAAGUUCAUGGGGGUUGUUGUCAUUCUGCUCAUCGUUCUGCCGGCCUGGCGCAGGUAUGUGCUCCACACUGUCUUCCGGCUGCUAAAGCACCAGAGGGACCAACGUGCAGCGCAGAAGUUGGCAGACAAGCUGCAACGCUUGGACCCAAAGCUUCAAGAGGAUGGCCUUUUGGACAUGUCGGACAGUGAAGAAUCGGCCCCGGAUCCGGAACUCACCUGUUGAUCCGGCGCAUCGCAUGCAGUGCCAUGUGGUACAAAACAAAUGUUCUCUUGUUUCUAAUAGCUUCUUGUUACUACUAGCAAGGCCCUUGCUCCUAGUAGCGAUGCACUUGUUCC